AGGUCCCUCGUAUUCGAAAGACAUUCCGAUCACAUCUUUCCUCAGUCCUACUCUAUCUCAACUCUAUCUUCAUCCAGUCCUAGUCCUCUACCACAAUCUAUUCCCCACAUCAUGAAGCAGAACGUUCUUCUCCUCGCAGCAACGACCUCGCUCGCAUCCGGCAGGCCACAAUAUGGCACACCAAACCCACACGAAUGGAUUCCGGGUGGUCCUCAUGACUUCCGUGGCCCAUGCCCUAUGCUCAAUACCCUCACAAACCACGGCUUCCUCCCCCGCGACGGGCGCAACUUCACCAAAGCCAACGUGAUCAAAGGCUUGGGUGACGGUUUAAAUUUCGACACCACACUCGCCGGCAUAAUGUGGGACCAAGCAAUCAUCGCCAACCCAGAGCCCAAUGCCACAUUCUUCACGCUCGAGCAGCUCAACGUGCACAAUGUCCUAGAACACGACGCCAGCUUAUCGCGCACUGAUGCGGCGUUUGGUAAUAACCAUGUUUUCAAUCAGACGGUGUUUAAUACGAGUAAGGCAUGGUGGACUGAUGAGGUUGUGACGGCGAAGCAAUUGGCGCAUAGCAAGAUCUUCAGGCAGUUGGUGAGUAGGGCAGAGAAUGAGAACUACACGUUCAGUGCGUCGACGGAGGAGUUUAGCUUAGGAGAGGUUGCUGCGCCGAUUAUUGCGUUUGGAGAUACGACCGCUGGGACUGUACCCAGGGAGUUGAUGGUAUACUUCUUCGAGAACGAGCGCUUGCCGGAAGAACUUGGCUGGUCGAAGAAGAAUGCCUCGAUCACCUUGCAGACUAUUUUGGAAACGACAGCUAUCGUUCGUAAUGCGACAAGUCUAUUGACUGGUGGUGAGACUGCACCGGCGGACCCACAUAAGCGCAGGGACUUGCACAGCGGCCUAUUCUGAGUGUGUCAGCUGCAAGAGCUAGUUUGAGUAUAUGCGUUAUGGCAUUGAGGUUUAAUGCUUUGGCAGUAGUGGUUCUCAGUGAGUUUUGAGUAUAGUGUAUCAUCAUUUAUUGACUAAACAAUACUGGGUAUCCUUUCGCCUUGUUUACGCAAAUUGUA
Molecule: messenger RNA, 1067 nt
Organism: Macroventuria anomochaeta
Lineage: Eukaryota; Fungi; Ascomycota; Dothideomycetes; Pleosporales; Didymellaceae
Product: Cloroperoxidase
Exons: 3
Coding region: 112-909 (265 amino acids)
Molecular function (GO): peroxidase activity
Source: RefSeq, a predicted model, not a curated record